This is a messenger RNA of Lachancea mirantina, 1470 nucleotides long. NCBI's taxonomy places the organism in Eukaryota, Fungi, Ascomycota, Saccharomycetes, Saccharomycetales, Saccharomycetaceae. The record is from the annotation of a GenBank genome assembly.
AUGGAUUUUAAUCCCGCCUUCAGCAAGAUACACACUAUCUUGAAAGCUGCAUCGUCAAAAUGCAGGGUAUUAGAUGAGAAGUUCCCAAGUAAAUUCUUUGAACGCGACCCCAAUAAGGUUUUCGACUCGUAUCGCAAGUUUCUGCGUACGAGAGUAGACUCCGAAGGUAAUUUGAAGAAUGAGGAUAAAGUUCCUGUUACCACAGUCGCACAGCGACUAGAAAACGGUGAAUACGAAAUAGGCAAGCAAAACGGGUUUUAUCGCUUAUAUCACGAUAUCCGGCUCGUGUGUACUAUUUUGGUGCAUUUCUACUCGCAGGGGACGCGGAAUUACCUGAUCGUUGACAAAUUUUACAAAUUCGCUACCGAACUUCUACUAAGAGAGUGCUACAGACUUGGCGUCAGCUUUUUGAAUGAACAGAGCGACAGCUCAGGAACUAAAACAUCUUUUCAACACAUGGUGUCCAACGAUUUCAUAAAGAUAUCUGUUGGGUACUCCAUGCCUUAUGCUGAAAACUACCACAUAAACACGGCAGAUAUGGAUCUGUUUUCUUCGAUUAUUUCGAAGUCUCAAUUGGAUUAUAGAGUAACGGAUUUGCCCAAUAGCAGCUUUACAGUAAACAGGCUAAUACCUCAAGAUCCCGAAGAAGAAGCGCCAAUGUUAGGCUUCCUCGCUGCAAAUACCAGCAGCAUUCCUGAUCCGACCUUACCCCCAACCGAAAUGAUGACAAAGUUUCUGCAUCCCAAUUGGUAUGCCCUUCCUACCACCGUUUGGCUUGAGUAUGGUGACUUUCAAUCCUGGGCUCCUUGUUUCAACGAGAGCGGUACCGUUCUCGAUGCUAGCCGCAGAGGAACGAUAUGGCUUGAAAAAGUUGGGUAUAUGAAACUGCUUGAUUCUAAGAAAUCAAAAGAGAGCCAGGAACAGAAAAUUAACGAAGAAUCCAAAAUCUCUGGUGGUGAAAAAAGUGAAGAUGAGUCCAAAGACGCAGAUGCGAACACUAAAACAGAAGGCGAGGCGUCCACUAUUCCCUUUGAGAGCAAAGAAGAAGCGGAUUCGCUGAGAGAACCUGUUGCACAGGAUGAGCCAACACAGGAUGGCCCCGAGUCAAUUCCCAAUGAGAUCAAACUUGAGAAUUUGUUUGAGUGGUCUCCGGGAAGAAGUGUAGGCGAAAAUGAAAUAGAUGCUUUUCGGUCCGGCACUCAGCAGCAAGCUAUUAACGAAACACUACUUGAGCUUAAUGAGCUGAAGAAGGCGCGUUUAAAAUGGCAAAGAAUUAAGAAACCCUCUUCUCGUGAGUGUAUGCUUUACCAUAAGGUUCAAAGACUAAUGAGAGAAGCUAUUCUGGCCGGAAAUAUCAAAAAAAUACCACAACUUCACUGCAAGUCUUUCCCAGUGCUACAGACAAACUAUACAGGAAACAUACCCGUUAUCAGAAGUGUCCAAACGAGGAAAAAGAAGUACAGGCGAUAA